UGCCCUGGGUGACCUCCGCCGUGUCCGCGGUGCCGGUGCCCGGCGGAGCGGGGAGCGCCGGGGCGCUGCGCGGUGCCGCUCCCGGGCUGACUCCUUAAAGCCCGGCUUUUAGGGAGAGAAAGCUGGGGCUCGGUGUCCGGCAGCAGCAGCGGCGGCUGAGUUGUGUCAGAGGGAAAUGGAGAAGGGCCGGGGUGCGAGCUCCGGGCACGGCCGGGGGAUCUCGGCGGGUUUUGUCCCCGCUCUGCGCUGCCGUGGCUUUUGGAAUGCGGGUUGAGCCGGGGCUCGGUGGUGAUUUCUGCCCAUGCCAGGGAAAAGCAGGUUCCUCUGGCAGUGGAGCAGCCCGCCUGUCUGAUGCCGCACUGGAGGCGGGGAGCGCCGCUAUGGAGUGCGGGCAUGGAGGCCACGCUCUGCAUCCACACGUGCCUUUGGCUGAGCGCUGCCUGGAUCCCCCUGGCCUCGCCGGCCGGACCGGCCUGCGGUGGACAGCGCGCUCCGGACACUGAGAGCCGCCACGGGGAGCUGACGUGGGCGGUCAGCUUGGAUGCACCCGAGGAGGAGCUGGAGCAGCGGGCAGAGGAGCUGGCCCAGACUGCGGGGCUGGUGAACAUGGGCCGUGUCGGGGAGCUCAAGGGCCAUUACCUCUUUGCCUACCAGCCCGAUGGCCACGCGGCCACUGAACACGAAGCAAUAAGGAGGUCGGUGGACACUUUGUUUGCACAGCACGACAGCGUGCGGUGGCACUCGGAACAGAAGCUUCUGAAGCGCUCCAAGCGCAGCCUGCACUUUAACGAUCCCAAAUACCCCCAGCAGUGGCAUCUGAACAACCGCAAGAGCCCCGGGAAGGACAUCAACGUCACAGGCGUGUGGGAGCGGAACGUGACGGGGCGCGGGGUGACGGUGGUGGUGGUGGAUGACGGCGUGGAGCACACCAUCAAGGACAUCCAGCCAAACUACAGCCCAGAAGGCAGCUAUGACUUGAACUCCAACGACCCUGACCCCAUGCCUCACCCCGACGAGGAGAACGGGAACCACCACGGCACCCGCUGCGCCGGGGAGAUCGCGGCCGUGCCAAACAACAGCUUCUGCACGGUGGGAGUCGCCUACGGGAGCCGCAUCGCGGGCAUCCGAGUGCUGGACGGGCCCCUCACGGACAGCAUGGAGGCCAUCGCCUUCAACAAGCACUAUCAGAUCAAUGACAUCUACAGCUGCAGCUGGGGUCCCGAUGACGAUGGGAAGACUGUGGAUGGCCCCCAUCAACUGGGAAAGGCUGCCCUGCAGCACGGGGUGAUCGCCGGUCGCCGGGGCUUCGGGAGCAUCUUUGUGGUGGCCAGCGGCAACGGGGGCCAGCACAGUGACAACUGCAACUACGAUGGAUACGCCAACUCCAUCUACACUGUCACCAUAGGAGCCGUGGAUGAGACGGGCUCCAUGCCCUUCUAUGCCGAGGAAUGUGCCUCCAUGCUGGCCGUGACCUUCAGCGGCGGCGACAAGAUGAUGAGGAGCAUCGUGACAACAGACUGGGACCUGCAGAAGGGCACGGGCUGCACGGAGGGUCACACGGGGACGUCGGCUGCCGCUCCCCUGGCCGCGGGAAUGAUCGCGCUGAUGCUGCAGGUGCGGCCGUGCCUCACCUGGCGCGACGUGCAGCACGUCAUCGUCUUCACUGCCACCAAGUACGAGGACCGGCACGCCAAGUGGGACACGAACCAGGCGGGCUUCAGCCACAGCCACCAGCAUGGCUUCGGCCUGCUCAACGCCUGGAGGCUGGUGAACGCUGCCAAGAUCUGGGAGUCCGUGCCCUACCUGGCCUCGUACGUGAGCCCCGUGCUGAAGGAGGGCAGGAGCAUCCCUGUGCUGCCGCAGGAGCUGGAGGUGGCCUGGAACGUCACCCCUGCCGACCUGGAGCUGUCGGGGAUGAGGACCCUGGAGCACGUGGCGGUCACUGUGACCAUAACCCACCCUCGCCGUGGCAACCUGGAGAUCCGGCUCUUCUGCCCCAGCGGGAUGAUGUCCCUGAUCGGGACCACCCGGAGCAUGGACUCGGACCCCAAUGGCUUCUCCGACUGGACCUUCUCCACGGUGCGGUGCUGGGGCGAGGAGGCACAGGGCAGCUACAGGCUGCUCAUCAGGGACAUCGGAGAUGAGAGCCUGAGGCCCGGCACCUUGAGGCAGUGGCAGCUGACCCUGUACGGCUCCUCCUGGUCCCCAGCAGAGAUGAAGGAGCGGCAGAGGCUGCUGGAGGAGGCCAUGAGUGGGCAGUACCUGAGUGGUGACUUCUCCCUGCCCUGUCCCCCAGGGCUGGACAUCCCCGAGGAGCAGCGUUACACCAUCACAGCCAACACCCUCAAGACCCUCCUGCUCUUGGGAUGCUUUGCCGUGUUCUGGACUUUCUACUACAUGCUGGAGGUUUGCCUGACGAGGAACGAGGUUGGGCUGGACCUGGCGUGCUCCAGCCCCACCAGCUGCAGGUGGUACCAGCAGGGCAGCAAGCACCGAGCCCUGGAGAGCGGCCUGGAGAUGGAGUCGGUGCCGCUGUACCGGGAGAAGGACGUGGAGGAGGCUGAGAUGGAGUGUGAGCACCUGGAGCCUGCCCAGGAUGGGGAGGAGGGAUCCUGGACCCCCACCCACCCCAAACUUUCCAGCAAUGGCAGAGCUGUGAGCUUCCAUGAGCCAAGCCCCGCUGGAACGGGAUUCCUGGGCCGGGAGGCAUCGACUGAACUCCUGGGGGAGGACAGGGAGCAGCAGCCCUGCUGACUGGGGCUGGGGCUGGGCUGGGGCCCUCCCUUGGUACGACCUUCCUGGGCUCGGGCAGCACAGACUCGUUCCUGAGCCUCCAUGGAUCCACUGUGUCCUGCGGGAGGUGGUGCUGGAUGUGGCUCAGGAACAAGGACAGAGUGCCGGUACUGGAAAGGGAGCUUCCCUUCCCUCCUGGAAAACAGAGCAAGCCUUAAACCCUUUCCUGGUGGAGCCUGCCCUGCCGGACGCUCGGGGCUCCCCGUGGUGUGUGCAGUGCCAUUCCUGCGCUGCAGCAGGGCCAAGACAAAGUGUCACUUGGUCCCUGAUUUCUGCAGAGCCAGCCUGGAAAAUGAGACAAGGCCCCUGCAGCCGCCUCUGCAGGCAGGGACCCCGCAGCACUGGUGUUUUCCCGGGCUGGCAGCCGGCCCCUACCCACCAGUUAUCCCAGUUUAGAAGCAGGGAGUUACUUCACUCAUCUCCAAACAGCGCUUCUCCCUGCCCCCCGUGCUCUGAUCCUGCUGAUUCCUCCUCUCCUGUGGGCACAGAGCAGCUGUGGGGUGGGGGAGGCAGGGACCAGCCUGUCUGGGGGCAGCAUGGGGCUGUCCCUGUGCCACUGGGCACACUCUGGUAGGCCUGGUGUGGGCUGGGCAGGGGAGGUUCAGUUGCCCUGGCAGUGGCUCGUCUGAGCAGGGUUGGCUUGUUCACAUGGCUUUGGGUUCCGUGGUUUAUUUUUUUAACGCUGGGGUUUGUUUUUUAAUCAGCAAAGCCCUUUUGUGUAGCUUUCCAAAUAAAGCCUGAAAAACCCUCCUCUCCCCCAUCCAUCACUCU
Messenger RNA from Poecile atricapillus (Black-capped chickadee), 3564 nucleotides. It is a transcript of the gene PCSK7, whose product is annotated as proprotein convertase subtilisin/kexin type 7. The coding region runs from base 352 to 2754 and encodes 800 amino acids. Lineage: Eukaryota; Metazoa; Chordata; Aves; Passeriformes; Paridae. Gene Ontology annotation, molecular function: serine-type endopeptidase activity. The transcript is spliced from 16 exons. Gene Ontology annotation, cellular component: Golgi membrane; trans-Golgi network. Gene Ontology annotation, biological process: protein processing. The record is from RefSeq and is a predicted model, not a curated record.